This is a messenger RNA of Balaenoptera ricei (Rice's whale), 3208 nucleotides long. RefSeq names its product coiled-coil domain containing 142 (gene CCDC142). NCBI's taxonomy places the organism in Eukaryota, Metazoa, Chordata, Mammalia, Artiodactyla, Balaenopteridae. The record is from RefSeq and is a predicted model, not a curated record. The coding region runs from base 824 to 3118 and encodes 764 amino acids. The transcript is spliced from 9 exons.
AGUAGGGCCCACAGUUACGUCUCUCCAAAGCCCUGGUGGAGCCCCGCGCGGCGCCGGGCCGGGGCAGGGCUCAACACGGAAGGUUGAAAAGAGGCGUGACCGUAAAGGGAACGGGCCGAAGAGCAGCUAAGAGUUAUGUUUUGUUUUGGUUUUUUUGGCCGCGCCGCGAGGCUUGCGAGAUCUUAGUUCCCAGACCAGGUACUGAUCCCUGGCCUCGGCAGUGAAAGCGCGGAGUCCUAACCCCUGGAUCACCAAGAAAUUCUUAAGGAGUCCUUUUAACCUCGUCGCCGUAGUCCUCAGGACCGAAUUCCUUGCAGAGUUUGGGGACAGCAGCGACCCCCAGCGGGCAGCCGGGCCGCAGAGGACAGUAUAUAGGAAAAGAAGGCGGCGGCGCGUCUAGGGGCCUCGGGGUAGGUGAGCUGGAGCCCUCUGCCCAUCGCGUGAAGCACAAAAUCCUACUGAAAACAGAUCUAAUUGGGGCUGCCCCAGUCCUCCUGGACCCCCUCCGGUCUUGUCUCACCUGCUUACCUAGCUUGACCAGCCCCACGGUCUUCGGAAUCGGCGCCAUCCCCGUCAACAGUGACCCGAAAGUGAAAGUCUGGCAUUCGACACCGGCCGAAGGGCAGAGUAGGACAGAGUAGGCAGCCAUCUUUGUUGGGGGCAGAAGCCUCCGCUUACGGAGCGCGAGAGAGUGCAUGACGGUCCCGGCGGCUCCCGGGCCAGAGAUGACGGCUCCGGGAAAGGGGCGGAGCCCCGGCUGCGGCAGGCGUUGAGCAGUACGGGGAGGUGGGAAUCGUUAGCUUCGUUCCGGACAAGCUGUCCCAUGGCCCAAGCGUCUCGCUCUGGUGGCCUUCUGCCUCCGCUGGCUACCGUGCCGCCGUUACGGGCGCAGCCCAGGGGCGCUGAGGAGAAGCAGUGGCGGAGAAAGCGGGCAGGCGCUCUCCGCCGGGACGUUCGUGGCUGGCUGCGGCUGCCGGCUGCCCGAAGCAUCCCCUGCCUGGACCCACGGCCCGGCGGAAGUCCGAGAGGGCAGCCGUGGUGGGCGGUGCCGGCGGACGCAGGAGAGCACCGUGAGGCUGGCGCUGUGGACUGGGGGCGGGAGCCGGCAGCUGGUGGCCCGACCCCUCCAGCGCUGCAGCGUCUUCGGGCGGUGUUGCUGCGGCUGCACCACGAGCGGCAGGAGCUCCUCCAAGCCCAGGACUGCGCCCGCCACCUACAGGCGACCGUGCGCCUCCUGAGGAUCCUGAGUCCCGGCGCUCCAUCCCCCGGCCACUUGCCUCAGCUGUGCCGCGACCUGCUGGCGCACCCUUCCGGAGGCGCGGUCCUGCGAAGCGGCCUUCAGGAGACACCCGAGUCGCUACCCCUGGCACGCUCCGUCGGACUAGCCGCCCAGCGCCUGGAUGCUACUAUGGAGAUGCAGCUUCGGGCUCUGGGCCAGGCGCCCGCCAGCCCGGGCCUAUCGUCCCAAAUCGCCGACCUGCUGCUGGCACUUCCCGCCUACCACCAGCUGCAAGGAAAAGCCUUGAGCUACGUUCCAGGGGCAGCGCGCCCUUAUCCCCCGGCCCGUGUGCUCCGCCUCCUGGCGGGGGAGCGGGGUUGCCAGGUGGCAGGUUGGCUGGAUGAGGCGCUCAGGGGAUCCGACUUGAGGGACCAGCUCCGCAGGCGGUGCCAAGAGGAGCGGGAGCUGCUGCCAGGGCUACUGGGCCUGAUGGGGGGCGUGACGGGUUCAGCCAGCAGUGGACUGGGGCUUGGAGGGGCGGGGGCCCUGUGGAGCCAGUACUGGACCAUGCUGUGGGCAGCCUGUGCUCAGAGUCUGGACCUAAGUCUAGGACCCUGGAGGGACCCCAGGGCAGCGGCACAACAGCUGAGUCAGGCACUGGGUCAGGCAUCACUGCCUCAGGAGUGUGAGAAGGAGCUGGCUUCUUUGUGUCACAACCUAAUUCAUCAGUCUCUUACCUGGAGCUGGGAUCAAGGCUUCUGCCAGGCCUUGGGAUCUGCUAGUGGAAAUCAGAGCAGCCUUCCCUCAUCCUCUCAAACCACUGAACUUUUGCAACAGCUCUUCCCUCCUCUCUUGGAUGCCCUUCGAGAACCCAGGUCAGGACUGCUCCUCUGCCGGCCUCCAGGUCCUGCCCCCCUUUCCCUGGGGCUCUGUACCCUGCAGACCACCUUGCUCUGGUUUUGGGGCAGAACUCAGCAGCAUCUGGCAGCGUGGGCCCCAGGUUCCUUCCUGCUCCUGAUCCAGAAGGAUUUACCUCCUCUAUUAUAUGAGGCAGAAGCUUUGUCCAGCCUGGCCUCAGAGGAAAGCUUGGCCCUGGAGGUGGAGCAGCAGCUGGGUCUGGAGAUCCAGAAGCUGACUGCACAGAUCCAGCUCCUGUCUGAAGAGUCACUAAGUCUCUUUUUUCAAGAAUGUCAUAAACGAGCCACACAGGACUUCGAACUCCACAUGCCACGGGGUCGGUACUGGCGGCAUCGUCUCUGUCCUGAACUUCCCAGUAUCCCUAGUGAGUAUGCUGGGUUGGUGGUCCGCAGGGUACUGGAGCCUGUGUUGCAAGGACUGCAAGGACUGCCACACCAAGCCCAGGCCCCUGCCCUCAGCCAGGCACUGACUGCCAUCCUGGGUGCCUGGCUUGACCACAUCCUCACCCACGGGAUCCGGUUCAGCCUGCAGGGGGCGCUGCAGCUCAGACAAGACUUUGGAGUGGUCAGGGAGUUGCUGGAGGAGGAGCAGUGGGGCCUGUCCCCAGAACUUCGCCAGACUCUGUUCACGCUCAGCAUCUUCCAGCGGCUGGACGGCGCCCUGCUGUGUCUGUUGCAGCAGCCCCUGCCCAAGACUCAAGUCCACAGGGGGCCUCCCUGUUGCUGUGCAUGUAAUGAGGUCCAGACCAUGGAAUUGCCCAGCAGCAGCCUCAACAGCCUGGAGAGCUUGGAGCCCCCUCUUCGACCUGGAGCACUCCCAGCCCAGACAGCUCAGCUGCUAAGCACACUGUGGGGAGAAGGACCUAGCCCUGAGGCUUACCUGGUAGGAAAUCAGCAGGCCUGGCUUGCCCUGAGGCAGCAUCAGCAUCCCCGCAGGCACUUACCUUUUCUUUCCUGCCUGAGCACCAGUUCUGAAUCCUAAGGACCCUAAUCAGAGCCCGUCAGAACUCCCUAUCUCUGUAUGAAAAAGCCGAGACAUUUAGAAAUGCAUAUUAAAGAAGCCUAAUUGGGA